Parastagonospora nodorum SN15 is the source of this 933-nucleotide messenger RNA. RefSeq lists its product as hypothetical. Gene Ontology annotation, cellular component: endoplasmic reticulum membrane; endoplasmic reticulum-Golgi intermediate compartment; COPII-coated ER to Golgi transport vesicle. Gene Ontology annotation, biological process: endoplasmic reticulum to Golgi vesicle-mediated transport. The transcript is spliced from 3 exons. The record is from RefSeq and is a predicted model, not a curated record. The coding region runs from base 1 to 933 and encodes 310 amino acids. Lineage: Eukaryota; Fungi; Ascomycota; Dothideomycetes; Pleosporales; Phaeosphaeriaceae.
AUGGCCCGUGCGAGCUCUUGCCAGAUGUUCGGAGCGGAGCCCCAGAGUGGAUAUGGAUAUGGACAGCAAGGCGGCGGUAUGCCCCAACAACAAGGCGGAUACAAUAUGCACCCCGCGUUCGGAAGCUUCAUGAACGACCCCACCGCACAAGUCGGCCUGCACAUGGGCAAGACAGCUUUUGACGCAGGCCAGCAGUAUAUGGAACAGAACAUUGGCCGAUUCGUUUCCGUCUCCGCGUUAAAACACUACUUCAACGUCUCCAAUUCGUAUGUCGUCACCAAAUUGCGCAUCAUACUGUUUCCGUGGUGGCACCGGCCAUGGUCGCGCCAGCAGAGACACAAUCCGGAUCCUGCCGCCGGAGCUUCGGCUUCUUCUCUCUAUCUCCCACCACGAGAGGAUAUCAACAGCCCUGACAUGUAUAUCCCGACCAUGGCACUCGUCACAUACAUCCUUCUCUCCACACUUCUAGCGGGUCUGCGGGGCGCGUUCCGCCCGGAACUUCUAGGCUACACAGCGACCGUCGCCAUCUGUGUCACACUGCUCGAGAUCCUCAUCAUCCGGACAGGCACCUUCCUCCUCGCCAUCACCAGCUCGUCCCAGCUUCUCGAUCUCGUCGCAUACAGUGGAUACAAGUUCGUUCACGUCAUUGUCUCGCUGCUGCUUUCGCACUUCACCUCAUUCAUUGGUAUUGGCGGAACAUGGAUCAGCUGGAUCAUCUUUCUGUUCUGUUUCAAUGCAAAUGCCUUCUUCUUGCUGAGGAGCUUGAGAUAUGUCCUGCUCCCGGACCAGGGCGGUCAAGGCAUGGGUGUGGGAGGCAACGCAGCUGCUGGAUAUACUGUGGCCAAGGAUCAGAAGAACAAGAGGACACAAUUUUUGUUUGUGUACAGUUAUGUGGUGCAGUUUGGGUUUAUGCUGUGGUUAAGCAGAGUUUAA